AUGUCUUCGCGUGCCGUGACCGUGUCCUCUCGACGCUCUCGUUUAGUUGGUUGCAUACUAAGGACAAAGCUUGUUUGUGCUGGACUGUUUAUUGCAGUCGAGUAUACGAAGAUCCCCAUCGUGCUCUCGCUUUGUCAUCGGGAUAUCGUUGAUAUUGCAGUAGUGUUUCGGCGGGAUCUACGAUUCACGAGUAUUCGGUCAUAUAGUGCUUUGGCCACCACUGAUUCGUGUUCCUUCAGCCAUCGCUCAUUGUUGGGUAUUGUGCGAAGAUUUCACAUGCAGGACUUAAUACGACUUCAAGGGGAUGAAUCUCAACAACCUUUCUAG
Molecule: messenger RNA, 327 nt
Organism: Sclerotinia sclerotiorum 1980 UF-70
Lineage: Eukaryota; Fungi; Ascomycota; Leotiomycetes; Helotiales; Sclerotiniaceae
Exons: 3
Coding region: 1-327 (108 amino acids)
Source: RefSeq, a predicted model, not a curated record